AUGGCGCGAACAGAGACCGCCGUCGACAAGGUGUCCAUCCUCGGCUCCGAGUCCAUCCACUGCGGCUUCCACCUCAUCCCCUACAUCGUCGAGACCGUCCUCUCUACUCUUCAAUCGUCGACCUACGUCCUCUUCACCGAUACCCACCUCGCUCCCCUCUACCUUUCGUCUUUCUCGUCCGCUUUCGAGGAGGCCAUCGACAAGCUCCAGAUUGAGACCCGCCCGCGCUUCAUCACCCACGUCAUCGCACCCGGCGAGCAGAGCAAGAGCCGCGAGACCAAGGCGGAGCUCGAGGACUUUCUUCUCUCGCACCGAUGCACGCGCGACACGGUCGUCCUUGCGCUGGGAGGAGGCGUCGUCGGCGACUUGAUUGGCUUUGUCGCCGCGACCUUCAUGCGCGGCGUCCGCUACUGCCAGAUCCCGACCACGCUUCUCGCCAUGGUUGAUUCGUCUGUCGGCGGAAAGACCGCCAUCGACACUCCCCUCGGCAAGAACCUGAUCGGCGCCUUCCACCAGCCUUCCUACAUCUUCAUCGACGCCAGCUUCCUCGAGUCGCUUCCCCGCCGCGAGUUCGUCAACGGUAUGGCCGAGGUCAUCAAGACUGCUGCGAUCUGGGACGAAACCGAGUUCGCCAAGCUCGAGUCUGGUGUUGCCGACAUCCACGCCGCUGUCUCUGGCUCGUCCACCCGCGAUACCUUUGCCGGCCGCACCCUCGAGACCCGCUCGGCAGCCCAGUCGCUCCUCCUCUCCGUCAUCCGCGCCUCUAUCGCGACCAAGGCCCACAUCGUCACCGUCGACGAGAAGGAGACCGGCCUGCGCAACCUCGUCAACUUUGGCCACACCAUCGGCCACGCCAUUGAGGCGGUCGUGACGCCCGACGUCUUGCACGGCGAGUGCGUCGCCGUCGGCAUGGUCCUCGAGGCUGAAGUUGCAAGGAGUAUGGGCGCACUCGGCAACGCCGCUGUGGGCCGUCUCUCGCGCUGCCUCAAGGCUCACGGACUCCCGACCAGCAUGGACGACCCGCUCAUCCGCAAGUCGGCCAAGGCGGCUCGCCUCAAUGUCGAGACCCUCCUCGACAUUAUGCGCGUCGACAAGAAGAACUCGGGCAACGUCAAGAAGGUCGUCAUUCUCUCGAGAAUCGGCAAGACGCUCGAAGAGCGUGCGACCGGAGUCAAAGACGAGGUCAUCGCUCGUGUCCUCGCGCCCGCCGUCCGCGUCUACCCCGGCCCGCCUACGAAGCAGACCUUCGAGCUCGCGACGCCCGGUUCCAAGUCGAUCUCGAACCGCGCACUCGUGCUCGCUGCUCUGGGCAACGGCACCUGCAAGCUUGGCAAUUUGCUCCACUCGGACGACACGCAGGUCAUGAUGGCCGCACUGAACGAGAUGAAGGGCGCCGAGUUCGCUUGGGAGGACAACGGCGAGCUUCUCGUCGUCAAGGGCAACGGCGGCAAGCUCUCGCCUCCAAAAGAUUCAAAGGAGCUCUACCUCGGCAACGCCGGUACCGCAGCUCGCUUCCUCACGACCGUCUGCGCCCUCGUCCAGCCCGAAGGCGACCUCCAGCACACCGUCAUCACCGGCAAUGCCCGCAUGAAGCAGCGACCGAUCGGUCCGCUCGUCGAUGCGCUUACUGCGAACGGCACCGGCGUCGAGUACGUCGAGAGCCAGGGCGCGCUCCCGCUCAAGAUUGCCGCGACCAAGGCGGGUUUCCGUGGCGCGAAGAUCCAGCUCGCGGCAUCCGUCUCGUCGCAAUACGUCUCGUCGAUCCUCCUCUGCGCGCCGUACGCCCGCGAGGAAGUCGUCCUCGAGCUCACCGGCGGCGUGGUCAUCUCGCAGCCGUACAUCGACAUGACGAUUGCCAUGAUGGCUUCGUUCGGCAUCCGUGUCGAGCGUCUCAAAGGCGAGGACGGCAAACUCCUCGACACGUACCGCAUCCCCCGCGGCACCUACGUCAACCCGCCGACGUACAACAUCGAGUCGGACGCUUCCUCGGCGACCUACCCCCUCGCCAUGGCUGCCAUCACCGGCACGACCUGCACGAUCCACAACAUCGGCUCGGCAUCACUCCAGGGCGAUGCCCGCUUCGCCAAGGACGUCCUCGAGCCGAUGGGCUGCAAGGUUGUUCAGACAGAGACCGAGACGACCGUUACCGGCCCGCCCGUUGGCCAGCUUCGCGCGCUCGGCUUCGUCGACAUGGAGCCGAUGACGGACGCUUUCCUUACAGCCUCGGCACUCGCUGCCGUCGCUUCGCUUCCUCCCCUCGAAGGACGCCUGCAAGACGCCGACCAGCCGCUCAACUCGACUCGCAUCGGCGGCAUUGCCAACCAGCGCGUCAAGGAGUGCAACCGCAUCGACGCUAUGCGGACCCAGCUCGCCAAGUUUGGCGUGCAGACGAACGAGCUCGAGGACGGCAUCGAGGUCUUCGGCAUCAAGCCUCAACAGCUUCGCGCCGGCGCCUCCGUUCACUGCUUCGACGACCACCGUGUCGCCAUGGCCUUCUCGGUUCUCGCUGCCUGCCCUGGCGCACACGGUGCAGUCCUCGAGGAGAAGCGCUGCGUCGAGAAGACCUGGCCGUCGUGGUGGGACGACCUUUCUCGCAAGAUCGGCAUCGAGGUUGUCGGCGUCGAGCUCGACGACUCACCUGUCGCUUCGACCUCGGCUGCCAUCCCGCGCCACUCGACCGACGCCAGCAUCUUCGUCCUCGGCAUGCGCGGCGCCGGCAAGACGCACAUCAGCCGCAUCGGCGCUGCAGCGCUCGGCUGGCCCGUCCUCGACGCCGACGAGAUGUUCAUCACCGAGUACGGCCAGUCGGCGAAGGACUUCGUCAACUCGCGCGGCGGCGAUUGGAGCGAGUUCCGCGUCGCCGAGACCCAUAUCCUGAAGAAGAUUAUCCGCGAGUACUCGAAGGGUCACGUCAUCUCGCUCGGCGGAGGCGUCGUCGAGACGGAGGAGAAUCGCAGCCUCCUUCGUGCGUACGGUCACGGCGGCGGACCGAUUGUCCACAUCAUCCGCGACAUCGACGACAUCGUUGGCUACCUGAACUCGGAGCCGUCCCGCCCGUCUCUUGGCGAGGAUCUGCACGUUAUCUACGCACGACGUCGGCCCUGGUUCCACGAGCUCAGCAAUUUCGAGUUCACCAACCUCAUAUCGGGCAAGCCGAAGGCGCACAAGCAGGGCAUCAAGCCCACCGCGAACGGCUUCGUCGUCUCGCACACCUCGACCAAGGGCGCGGAGGACGAGGUCGCACGCUUCUUCCGCUUCAUGACCGGCCAGAACACGAAUCACGUUACUCUCGCCGGCGCCCGACCGACCUACUUCCUGUGCCUCACCCUGCCCUCGUACACCGCUCCUCAUCCCGCUCUCGAGCAGUUCGACGAGCUCAUUGCCGGCGUCGAUGCCCUCGAGCUACGCGUUGACCUCCUUUCGGCCGACGGCAAGACGCCCACGAAGCCGCAGGUCCCGGACUACGACUAUGUCGCCGUCCAGCUUGCCGCUCUCCGUCAGCGCUCGACUCUCCCGAUCAUCUUCACCGUCCGGACGGUCUCGCAGGGUGGCAUGUGCCCCGACGAGGCGCAGGACGAGAUCUUCAAGCUCAUGGAGCUUGGCGUCAAGUCGGGCUGCGAGUACGUCGACCUCGAGGUGCGCUGGCCGGAGAAGCGCAUGCGCGAGUUUGUCGGCAUCAAGCAGUCGACCAAGAUCAUCGCAUCGUGGCACGACUGGUCGGGCAACUUGCACUGGGAGAGCGAGGAAGCGGCGCAGCGCUACAAGGCGGCGAACGAGGUCGGCGACAUUAUCAAGAUCGUCGCCAAGGCCAACUCGCUCCUCGACAACCUGACGAUGCUCCGCUUCCGCGAGAUGUUCAAGGACGGCAAGCCCCUCAUGACGAUGAACAUCGGUGAUGAGGGACGCCUUUCUCGCAUUCUCAACCCCGUCUUCGGACCCGUCUCGCACCCUGCCAUCACCGCCUCGGCACCUGGCCAGCUCUCCUUUGCUCAGAUUCAAACCGGCUUGCACCUCAUCGGCCACCUCCCGGCGCGCAACUUCUACCUCUUCGGCUCGCCCAUCCAGCACUCGAAGAGCCCGCUCAUCCACAACACCGCCUUCAAGGUCCUCGGCCUCCCGCACCACUACGGGCUGAUCGAGUCGGAGCAAAUCAAUGACGACAUCAAGCGGGCGAUUCGCGCGCCCGAAUUCGGCGGAGCAUCGGUCACGAUCCCACUCAAGCUCGACAUCAUGCCACUCCUCGACGAGGUCUCAGAGCACGCGCGCUUGAUCGGCGCCGUCAACACGAUCAUUCCGGUCGAGGAGCACGGCGCGCGGCGUUUGAUCGGUGACAACACCGACUGGCUCGGCUUGCUCGAGCUCAUCGAGAAGAACCUCUCAUCAGACAACGAGCGCACGGACGAUUCGACGUCGCUCGUCCUCGGUGCCGGCGGAACAUGCCGCGCGGCGGUCUACGCUCUGCACAAGGCGGGUUUCAAGACGAUCUACCUCUUCAACCGAACUCGCCCGAACGCCGACAAGAUCGUCGAGUCGUUCCCCAAGGAGUACAACAUCGUCCCGCUCACCUCGCUCGACUCGUUCCCCGGCGAGCACCCUCUCGCAGUCAUCUCGACCAUCCCUGCUCAGGGCACUGCGACCAAGUACGCGCCCAAUCCCGACGCAGGCGUUCCCGUCCCCGAUUCAGUCCUCGCGCGGGAACACGGCGGCGUCUUGAUCGAUGUCGCGUACAAGCCUAAGAUCACGCCUCUCAUCGACCUCGCCGACCGCACGCCCGGCUGGACUGGUGUCCCCGGCAUCCAGAUGCUCCUCGAGCAAGGCUUCUGGCAGUCCGCCAUGUGGACUGGUCGCCGCCCGCCCAAGGAGAUCAUCCGCCGCGCUGUCCUCACUGAGUACGACCGCGACAACUAG
This is a messenger RNA of Rhodotorula toruloides NP11, 4908 nucleotides long. RefSeq names its product pentafunctional AROM polypeptide. Gene Ontology annotation, biological process: chorismate biosynthetic process; aromatic amino acid biosynthetic process. The coding region runs from base 1 to 4908 and encodes 1635 amino acids. Gene Ontology annotation, cellular component: cytoplasm. The transcript has 6 exons. NCBI's taxonomy places the organism in Eukaryota, Fungi, Basidiomycota, Microbotryomycetes, Sporidiobolales, Sporidiobolaceae. The record is from RefSeq and is a predicted model, not a curated record. Gene Ontology annotation, molecular function: 3-phosphoshikimate 1-carboxyvinyltransferase activity; shikimate 3-dehydrogenase (NADP+) activity; 3-dehydroquinate synthase activity.